Molecule: messenger RNA, 357 nt
Organism: [Torrubiella] hemipterigena
Lineage: Eukaryota; Fungi; Ascomycota; Sordariomycetes; Hypocreales; Clavicipitaceae
Source: the annotation of a GenBank genome assembly
AUGUCUACCAUUGCAUCUUUCAGAGAGUGGCUGCGCCGCAAGCAGCUGCAGAUCGAAGUCACCUUUGCUGUGUACAUGUUCACGCCUACGGAGAAGUUUGCCUUUUACUCCAUCGUCUUCCUCCUCGUUAGUCUCACCUUCAUCGCCGCCAUCCUCUACCUCCCCCACCACAUCUCGAUCCUCUCGGGCCGCGUCUGGUACUACAUCAAUGGCGAUCAUAUCGAUGUUAUGGCCUCGGCGAGAUCGGCUGUUGGCAGUAUUAUGACGUCUGCAGUGGCGGAUAAUGUCAAGAACAAUGUCAUGCCGGAAGUGACCAAGAUUGUGGCCGAUGCUGCUCGGGUUAAGAGCGAGCUGUAA